Messenger RNA from Pelmatolapia mariae (spotted tilapia), 1694 nucleotides. RefSeq names its product fibulin-7-like. The transcript is spliced from 8 exons. The coding region runs from base 1 to 1590 and encodes 529 amino acids. Gene Ontology annotation, molecular function: calcium ion binding. Lineage: Eukaryota; Metazoa; Chordata; Actinopteri; Cichliformes; Cichlidae. The record is from RefSeq and is a predicted model, not a curated record.
AUGCCUGACAGGGAGGUGGGUGGAGGUGAAGGUGGAGGUGGAGGGAGGGUUGUGAGGGAGCGCAGGAGAAAUUUGGCAAGUGCCCUCGAAAAGAAAGAGCAGGAGAAGAGAUGGUUCAGUUCUGAGGACGCAGCAGAGGAGCUGAAGACGGAUCAUCAUGAGGAUGGAGCUUUUAUCCAGGAUGAAAGCUGCUGGGGUCAUUACGCUGACGAUGAUGAUGAUCAGCCUUCAUCAGAUUUAUUCUUCUUCUGCUCAGAAGCCAAAGGAACGCCUCCAAACACCGAAAACACAAACCACAAGUUCGCUGUGUGGCAGCAGCGCCGAGUUAAGCUGUGUUUCAACAGUGAUUGUGAGGAGUGUCCACCCACUCACGAUCUGCUGAACUCGCUGCGGCAGGUGGAGAAGAUGCUGGCGGUCCAUGAGACGUCCUACCAGCAGGGCCUGCGCUCCCUAAAGAAGAAGAUUAGUGCCCUGCACAACAGUGGAUUAAGAUUAUCUCAGACAGAAAUGUUUUGCCUUCCAGCAUCCUGCCCCAAACCGGAUCCCCCCGCUCACGGCCGCAGACUGGGCAGGGUGUUUGGCAUCGGACACGAGGUCCACUUCCUGUGCAAGUCCGGCUAUGAGCUGAUUGGUCCUCGGACCCGAGUGUGUCUGGAGUCUCUGAAGUGGAGCGGUCAGCAGCCCAUGUGCAGACGCCUCAACAGCACCGCCAACUCCCUCCCCUCCUUCUCUCCCGCUUCUCCCUCCUCCUCCGCCUCCUCUUCAUCAUCAUUUCCUGCUUCUGCUGCUCUGUCAGCAUCCUCUUCAGCAACUUCACUUUCUCACCAAUCACCCACGUCAUCCUCUCCCUCCUCUUCAGUACGACCCUCUCACUGCACACACUUCCUGGGCUCCACCCGCUGCACCUGUGACGUGGGCUUCACCAUAUCAGGCCGUGACAACAACAUCUGCACAGAUAUCGACGAGUGCCAUCUGUUUCCCCUCGGUCAGCCUGGCCGGCUCUGCGUCCAUCAGUGCGUGAACACACCCGGCAGCUUCCACUGCAUCUGUCCGUCCGGGUACGACCUGACCAGAGAUGGCCGCGGCUGCACAGACAUUGACGAGUGUGAAAACCGGAUGCACAACUGCACAGCAGACCAGCUGUGUGUGAACACCUACGGAGGUUUCCAGUGCGUGACGGUGGAGUGUCCUCGCAUGAAAAACGCCACGUACAUCAAAACAUCGUCCAUGCGGUGUGAGAGGAACCCGUGCAUGCUGGGAGACAAGCCAUGCACUCAGGCACCAAACUCCAUCUCCUUCCACUUCCUCUCUGUAGUGUCCAACAUGUCCGCCCCGCGCAUCCUCUUCCGGGUGUCUGCCGCUCGCGUGCUGGGCGACACGCUGCGAUUCGGCCUCGCCGGUGGUCGCGGCCGGGGCCACUUUAGUGUGCAGCGCUCGGGCAGACAGACGGGCACCCUCCUCCUGGUGACGCCCAUCAAGGGGCCGGCCACGCUAGAAGCCGAGGUGGAGAUGAGCGAGCUGGAGCACAACACCCUGCUGGGCCGCUACCUCACCAAGGUCACCCUGUUCGUGUCUCCGUACGAGUUUUAGAAAGGAAGUGAUGACGGUUACCCGGGGUUUGUAGAAGGAGAUAAGCUGAACUCUGACUGUACUGAUGAAGACGUUUCAGGGCAGGAUGAAGAGUGGACGUGGAA